AUGGAUGUGCAGAAGCGAGUUGAUUUGAUGACUAGGAAUCUACAAGAAGUGAUUGGUAAAGAUGAGCUUGUGAGCAUUGCAGAGAAGAGAGAUCUGAGUGUGUAUUGGGGAACUGCAAUUACAGGGAAACCUCAUAUUGCGUAUCUUGUGCCUUUGCUGAAGAUAAAGGACUUUGUAGAUGCAGGAUGCAGAGUGAAGAUUUUGUUUGCAGAUAUCCAUGGGUUUUUGGACAAUCUCAAGGCACCGAUUGAGAAGAUAAAGCACAGAUGUGUGUAUUAUGAAAAGCUUAUCAAAGAAUGUUUGACGAUGUUGAGAGUUGAUCUGGCGAAGAUUGAGUUUGUGAAAGGCAGUGAGUAUCAAAGAUCACCGGAAUAUGUGAUGGAUCUAUACCGGAUUAUGGCAAUAACCAACGAGCAUGAUGCAAAGAAAGCAGGAGCGCAAGUUGUUAAGCAGGUGGAGAAUCCAAUGAUAAGUUCACUUGUGUAUCCGGCAAUGCAGGCACUUGAUGAAGAGCACCUGCAUGUAGAUGUGCAGUUUGGAGGAGUUGAUCAGCGCAAGAUAUUUACGUAUGCUAGGAAGUAUCUGCCAAUGCUAGGAUAUGCGAAAAGGAUUCAUCUGAUGAGCCCAAUGAUUCCGGGACUGAAUUCUGAGAAGAUGAGCAGCUCUGAGGAAAUUUCUAAGAUUGAUUUGAUGGAUUCGAAUGAAAGCAUAAUGAAGAAGAUGAAGAAAUGCUUCUGUGAGGAGGGGAAUAAGGAGAAUGGUCUAUUGAAGAUUUUCAUGCAUAUUAUUUUCCCUGUAUUUUGUAUACAUGACAAGGAGGUAUGGAUGGAGAUAAGAGGAGUAGGACGUGUUGUUUUUGGAACAUAUUCAGAUUUUGAGGACGCAUUUGUAAAACGAGAGGUUCAUCCGAUGGAUUUGAAGGAAGGAGCAGCAAGGAUGAUCGAUGAAGUUAUUGGACCUAUCAGGAGUGAAAUGAUGAGUGAGAUGGACGUUCUGAAGAAAGCGUAUGAUUAA
Messenger RNA from Ordospora colligata OC4, 1014 nucleotides. RefSeq names its product tyrosinyl-tRNA synthetase. The coding region runs from base 1 to 1014 and encodes 337 amino acids. Lineage: Eukaryota; Fungi; Microsporidia; Ordosporidae. Gene Ontology annotation, biological process: tyrosyl-tRNA aminoacylation. Gene Ontology annotation, molecular function: tyrosine-tRNA ligase activity; ATP binding. The record is from RefSeq and is a predicted model, not a curated record. The transcript has a single exon.